GUAUGCGAUUAUAUGUGAUUUAUUUUUGUUUUUUGAAUGAAAAUUCGGAUUUGUUCAUGUGUGUCUUGCUCAGAUGGUGUUUAGGUGAGUUUAAUGAUACUUCUUAAUUGAAAUCGUGUUAGUUCAGUGGUUGCACACAACUUGUUUGAGGAAAUGCCUGAGUGAAAAUCUCAUUUACUAUAUAAGCUUACUUGUAGUUUGUUAGUUGCUGUUGAUGUCUAUGUGCCAUGGUACACAAAUUCAGUGUUUUAUGCAGUCUUUACUUGAAUCAGGCCCGGUGAUAAACAAGCGCCGACGGUUCAAUUGAGCUUGGCACCAAAUGUUUGUGGUGUUUUCUGUAGUUUCACACAUAUGGAAUCAAACUUGGACCAUUCGUUGGAUGAAGAUGAAGAAGUCAUGGAGGAUACCACACUUCAUACUCGGCGAGUGACAUCAUUAGAUAGCGUUAGGAAAGUUGUAAAUCUAUCAGUUGAAUUCGACCCCGUCACUUUUAUUCCACUUGGAAAACCUGGAAAUAAGUAUACUAGUUGGGUAGGACUCGAGACAAGAUCAAAAAUUUCAAUCCUUGUGAGUGAUUGGAAGACAGUCGACAAAUCCUUGAAGGAUCACUUGUGGUUGUCUAUUCAGUCUCCUGAGCAUGUCACAAAUGCAAUUCUCAAUGCUUUCGGUGCACCACACAACAAAAAUAAGGUCUUCUUUCUCGCACCGUAUACCCAAGGGGGUCACUGGGUGCUUCUUUUGGUCUUGCCUAAACCCCGUAUGGUUUAUGUUUUGGAUGCAUCACACUUAGAUACAGGGAAGAAGCCAGAAUCGUAUCACAUCAAACCACUAAUUGAUUCGGCUAUUACAAUGUGUGAUUUGUCGGCCAAUGUUUCAUCUCAGUGGGUGACUUGGGUUAUGGUCAAGUGUAAUCAACAAAAAAAUACUUGGGAGUGUGGAUAUUAUGUUUGCAAGUGGUUGUUCCACUUUGUGGUGGAGCAACAGUAUAGUUUUCCCCAACAGAACCCAUAGGCAACCGAGUUUUUUAGUGAUGCAGAAGUGGACGGAGUUGCUGUAUCAAUUGUCAAUCGGCUAAAGUUGUGAUGCUUUUGAAGUUCAUUGUCGUAGCUUUUAGGUUUAGAAGUCAAGAUACCAUGGAUAUUGGAUCAUCACCAUUUUGCAAACAUAUGAUGUUUUGCAUAUGUUAUGAAUAUGUUUUGUCACCUUCAAGGUGCUUUUGAAUGCUAGCUUUUGAGACUAUGAUAUAUAUGUAUGCUUCAUCUCCAUGUUGUUUGAUAUAUAUUUAUGUUUCGGUAUUUGAUUUGUUAUUGGCAAGUUGCUGGUGUUUGAUAUGCUUGUGAUAGGUGUGAAGUUUGAUAUGCUUGUUAAAAAUAGGUGUGAUUAAUGCUAUAAAAUGAUCUGGAAAGAUUAGCUUA
Molecule: messenger RNA, 1415 nt
Organism: Erigeron canadensis
Lineage: Eukaryota; Viridiplantae; Streptophyta; Magnoliopsida; Asterales; Asteraceae
Exons: 8
Coding region: 352-1011 (219 amino acids)
Biological process (GO): proteolysis
Molecular function (GO): cysteine-type peptidase activity
Source: RefSeq, a predicted model, not a curated record